Messenger RNA from Laccaria bicolor S238N-H82, 192 nucleotides. RefSeq lists its product as uncharacterized. The record is from RefSeq and is a predicted model, not a curated record. Lineage: Eukaryota; Fungi; Basidiomycota; Agaricomycetes; Agaricales; Hydnangiaceae. The transcript has 2 exons. The coding region runs from base 1 to 192 and encodes 63 amino acids.
AUGAACGGUCAGUUGAAAGUUCUCUCUACCAGCUUGAGCUCAACGUUUUUACUGCCCACACACAUGCGUAAAGUCGAGCACAGCUGCAAGAGGAAUACAUCACUGUGUUGCGAAACUCAGCAUACCAUACCAAUCUCUAAUUAUCUUAUUCUUCAUCCUGGCCUUCAAAGCUUCACGUCUAACCUCUUCUGA